Molecule: messenger RNA, 1935 nt
Organism: Aspergillus uvarum CBS 121591
Lineage: Eukaryota; Fungi; Ascomycota; Eurotiomycetes; Eurotiales; Aspergillaceae
Product: amidase family protein
Exons: 3
Coding region: 181-1935 (584 amino acids)
Source: RefSeq, a predicted model, not a curated record
UGCUCCUGAGAGUUGCCCCUUGCAUUCUGCAUCUCCCCGAUCCCCGAUCGUCGGUCGCCGUUGCGGUCGCCGCCCCAUCCAUCGACGAUUUCCUCAUAAUCCUGCCCUUCUUGUCGUUUGUUAUUUCACCCUUCCCCUCCCACGUCAUAGCGAUCUGCACUUUUCCCCUGCCUCCCGAAAAUGCCUUCCAUCGCUUCGCGACUCCUAGCCGUCGGCUUGGCCGUGGUGGCGGCCGCCUCCUCGGCGCAGAAUGACAGCCUGGUCACCCAGCAGCUGGACCUACAGCCCUAUCCCUACGACUUCCCCAAGCUGGGCACCAAUGGCUCCGAUCUCUUCCCUAUGCGUCUCUGCCAUGGCUUCAAGCUCGAGGAGGCCAGCAUCGACGAGAUCCAGGCCGAGCUGGAAGCCAAGAACUUCACGGGGGUGCAGCUGCUGCAGUGUUACCUUGAGCGCAUCUACCAGGUCCAGCCUUAUGUCAAUGCGGUCAUGCAGCUGAACCCCGAUGCGGUGAGCAUCGCCGAGGCGCUGGACGCGGAGCGGCAGGCAGGCACCGUGCGCGGUCCCUUGCACGGAAUCCCCUUCUUGGUGAAGGACAACAUCGCCAGUAAGGACAAGAUGGAGACUACGGCUGGUAGCUGGGCCCUCGUGGGCUCCGUCGUGCCUCGCGACUCGCACGUGGUGCACCGUCUGCGCGAGGCCGGUGCGGUCCUGCUGGGUAAAGCGACGUUGAGCGAGUGGGCGGACAUGCGCUCCAAUGACUACUCUGAGGGGUACUCGGGCCGCGGUGGCCAGUGUCGCAACGCGUAUAACUUCACCGUCAACCCCGGCGGUAGCAGUUCCGGCUCCGGAGUGUCCAUCUCCACCAACCAGGUGCCCUUCGCGCUGGGUACGGAGACCGAUGGCAGUGUCAUCAACCCGGCGGAGCGCAACAACAUCGUGGGGAUCAAGCCCACCGUCGGCCUCACCUCGCGUGCGGGCGUGAUUCCCGAGUCCCUGCACCAGGACACAGUGGGUACCUUCGGCAAGACCGUGCGCGACGCCACUUACGCCCUGGACGCCAUCUACGGCGUCGAUCCCCGCGACAACCAGACCGCCGCGCAAAAGGGCAAGACCCCCACCGGCGGGUACGCCCAGUUUCUGACGGACAAGUCCGCCCUGAAGGGCGCCGUGUUCGGUCUGCCGUGGAUGUCGUUCUGGCAGUACAACGAUGCCGCCCAGAACGCCCAGCUGAUGGAGCUGCUGGCGCUGAUCGAGUCGGCGGGCGCGACCAUCAUCAACGGCACCGAGCUGCCCCACUACAAGGAGAUCGUCGACCCGGAGGGCUGGAAUUGGGACUACGGCACCUCCCGGGGCUACCCCAACCAGUCUGAGUACUCCUACGUCAAGGUCGACUUCUACAACAACAUCAAGGAUUAUCUCGCGGAGCUGAACAACACCAACAUGCGUUCGCUGGAGGACAUCGUCCAGUACAACAUUGAUAACGCCGGUAGCGAGGGUGGUGUUCCCGGGGUCAACCCGGCCUUUGCCUCCGGACAAGAUGGCUUCCUGGCGUCGCUGGCGACCAAGGGUGUGAUGAACGAGACCUACUGGCAGGCGCUGGCGUACUGUCAACGCACCAGUCGGGAGGAGGGCAUCGAUGCGGCGCUGCGCUACCAAGGCCGCAACAUCACUGCUCUCCUGGCCCCGCCGGAUUUUGCCCCCUCCGUCGAAAUCGCCGCCCAGGCGGGUUACCCCGUGGUCACCCUGCCCGCCGGUGUCAACGAGGACUCGCACAUGCCCUACGGAUUGGCCUUGUUUGGGACCGCCUUCUCCGAGGCCACGCUCAUCAAGUAUGCCAGUGCCAUCGAGGAUCUGCAGCUGUCCUCUCAGACUCCCUGGAAGCGCAGCCUGCCCACCUGGAGCGGGUAUCUGGAGCGCAACAUCCCUGUGAACUGA